AUGCCUAUUUUCCGCCCCCCUUAUCUAAGUUUCUUCACCCAACAGUGCGUAAACCGAUCCUUGCGCUGGAGUCUGCCUGACUUGUUCCGCGUAUCCUACCUCGAAGCAAUGCUAGACUCUUCAGAAGCCAAUCAAGGAAGUGAAUAUGAUCGUGAAGCUGACAAAGCUGCCGCUCUCUCAGGUCCUGAUGGCAUGAUUUUGGUAGCCGGUGUUUACCUCCAUCUCUACGUCACCCACCCUGGUUGGUCUUUAAGACGACCUGAAGAAUUUCUGGAUGGCGUCUUAAACAAAUUUAUAGAGGUCAGCUGGACUCAUUUCACUCAUGUCAACACCGUAUAUUCUUUUUUUGGUAUCAUAACGGUUGUCUUGUCUUGA
Molecule: messenger RNA, 375 nt
Organism: Protopolystoma xenopodis
Lineage: Eukaryota; Metazoa; Platyhelminthes; Monogenea; Polystomatidea; Polystomatidae
Source: the annotation of a GenBank genome assembly